UAUCUGACGUCAGUCACAUUUCACUCAGCCACCAGCCGUCCGUUAUUCUUCUCCUUGGUGGUCAUCAUGACAUCAUUAAAUACCGGAGAGGAAUACCGGGAGACCUCAGAGGUUUUGAUUUAGCGAUGAGGAUUUCCUCUCGGAUGCGGCAAACCGGCAUCAUUGUUCUGCAGACAUUGUAACCGAGAGCUUGGGGUGAUUCUGGAAGGACUCUAUCUGUAAAUUUAAGCCAUGGGGAAGGAUUACUAUAAGAUCCUUGGCAUUCCUUCAGGCUCAAAUGAGGAUGAAAUCAAAAAGGCCUACAGGAAGAUGGCCCUAAAAUUCCAUCCGGACAAAAACAAGGAUCCCAAUGCUGAAGAGAAGUUUAAGGAAAUAGCAGAAGCUUACGAGGUCCUGAGUGAUCCCAAAAAGAGAGUUAUCUAUGACCAGUAUGGAGAGGAUGGUUUGAAAACAGGUGGCACAGGCUCGUCUAGUGGACAAGGGACUACAUAUCACUAUACCUUUCAUGGGGAUCCACAUGCCACAUUUGCUUCUUUCUUUGGAGGUUCCAACCCUUUUGAUAUAUUCUUUGGCUCUAGUCGGCAACGGGGAAACACUAAUGGCUUUCCGGACCAUGGGGACCAUGACAUGGACAUUGACAUGGAUGGAGAUGAUGAUCCUUUCAGUUCGUUCAACCACUUUGGUUUCAACGGUGUCAAUGGUUUUCAUCAUGGUGGAGGUCGAAGGCAUCGUAACGAGCCUCUUCAUGGUGGCCGGAAGAAAUUACAGGACCCUCCAGUGGUGCAUGAGCUCAAAGUGUCUCUAGAGGAGAUAUUCCAUGGAUGUACCAAGCGGAUGCGAAUCACUCGCAGACGCCUGAACCCAGACAGAAGGACAAUGAGGACAGAGGACAAGAUCCUUAACAUUGUCAUCAAGAGAGGUUGGAAGGAAGGGACCAAGAUCACUUUCCCUAAAGAGGGUGAUGAGACACCUGAGAACAUUCCUGCUGAUAUUGCAUUUGUGCUCAAGGACAAAGGGCACCCACUCUUCAGAAGGGAUGGCUCCAACAUCAUUUACACAACCAAGAUCGGUCUUAAGGAGGCGUUGUGUGGCUGCACAGUGAACAUUCCCACCAUUGACAACCGAGCCAUCACAUUGCCCUGCAAUGACAUCAUCAAACCAGGCACAAUCAAGAGACUGCGUGGAGAAGGCCUGCCUUUCCCAAAAAACCCAUCCCAGCGCGGGGAUUUGAUAGUGGAGUUCCAGGUGCGCUUCCCAGACAGAAUCCCACCCCAGUCCAGAGAGAUCAUCAAACAGCACCUUCCACAGUCUUAGAGGGAGCUCAGUGGAUCACUGGAUGCUUACAAUUCUCACACAUACAUAUUUCUCCCAAAAGUACAGACGCUGAAUUCAAAGAGGGACAAAUAUGGACUAGAUCAGAGGUGUCCAAACUCAGUCCUGGAGGGCCGGUGUCCUGCAAAGUUUAGUUCCAACCCCAGUCAGACACAACUAAGCUAGCUAAUCAAGCUCUUACUAAGCUUUCUAGAAACAUCCUUGCAGCUGUGUUGAGGCAAGUUGGAGCUAAAAUCUGCAAAACACCGGCCCUCCAGGACCGAGUUUGGACACCACUGGACUAGAUGGUCAUUUGAUAUUUUGUUACACGUUCACUUUUGAGUUAUUUUUAAUAUCUCAGAACACAUGAAUUGCUGUUUUCUUUUAAGACAUUGAAAAAGUUUGUUACCCCAAGGUCUAUGGCUUGACCCUGGACCAGACUUUUAGAAAUUUUCCAGGGUCACACUUUACAGUAAGGUUCCAUUAGUUAAUGUUAGUUAAUGUGUAUUUGCUUACAAGAACUAAGAAUAAAUGUUUGUACAUCAUUUAUUAAGUACAGGUCAACAUUUACUAAUUCAUAAUUAAAAUUCAAAGUUGUGCUUGUUACGUUGACUUAUUACACAGCUACUUGCCACAAAACAUGUGGCAUUCUGAACUGUAAUAGUUUAUUAACUUUUUUAAAUGUAAAGCUGACAGAGACAAAACCAGCUUAAUGGAGCUGAUGGAGCAUUCACUAACUUUCUCAUUAUUCAGUUACAAAAUGGUGCCAAACAGUCAAAAACGCAAAAGAUGACAGAAACGAAACCGUUUGAAUGGACUUACAUAUUAUUCAUUCACAAGAUGUGGCCAAACAUUCAAAAUCAGUGGCAUGACAGACAGAAGUUCCCAGUCAAGUCUGUGUCAUUCAGUGGUUGUUAUCUCGUAAUAACAUACCUUCGAAUGUCAUGACUGACCAAUCAGAAUGGAGUAUUCCAAACAGUUGUGUAAUCAGAGUUAAUGCACUGUGAAUUAUCAAAAACUAACAAUGAACAUAUUUUCAUUACCUAACAUUAACAAAGAUGAAUAAAUACUGUAACAAAUACUGUUCAUAUUAGAAAAUACUUUAACAUUAACUAAUGGAACCUUAUGUAAAUUUUUACUAAGAGGUUUUAUUCCUUCUUUCAACACACUGAAGAUAAAAGGUAACAAGAAAGCAAAACGUUUUUAAAUGAAAUGUUUUUUUAAGUGUUUUUUAAAAGGAAGGAAAGUUGAAUUUUUUGCUGGGAUGAUGAAGAUGUGGAUGAUUUGGACUUGUUCUGGCUUUGAAUCUGUGUUAUUUUGUAAGAGGUUAAAUUUCUCUCCAUUUUGAGAAUCGAUAAGCUAUAAUGUUGAAUGUUGAUGUAUGUAAGACGAAAAGGAUUUUUAGGAUUCCUUAAAACCAGCAAAGCUAUUUGGUAACAAUAGUUGUUAUAUUUCCACUCCCUGACCCCGUCUCAACAAUCUACUGGUGCUUUUUGGUUGUUUUUGGAGUACCGGGUGCUUGUAUUUAUAGUAAACCUUUGAUGGUGGGAUUUAGGUCACAAAAAAUGAGUGCCUUAAUGUGGCCCCAUCAAGCUCUUUUAUCUCAUUAGCAAUUACAUAAGACCAGGGUAUUACUAAAACAGUAAUCUGGAUUUUUUUGUCAUUUAAAUACCCCAAAAUAAUAUAAUAUAUUGCAGUAACCAUCAUUAAAGGGACAUUUCACUCAAAACUAAUCAUCUUCUCUGUGAUCAUAACUUAUGAUGUUAAUUUGGAACGUAUGAUGAGUUAAUGCUAAAAUGUCCAGGUGUUUUUUCAGAUAAUUAUUUUUUAUACAAGUAUCUGAUAAAAAAAUAAAUAAACAAAUUGACCUACAUCAUCUUUGUCAUGUGUACACAAAAUUUCACAGUUGGGUCAGAAAAAUCAUCCUUGCUAGCAGUUUCUUUUUUUAACUAACUGGAAAAGGUUUCAGAGAAUUACAAAAGAACCAUUUUACUAAAUACCUUUUGUGUUCCUUGGAAAAAGUAAAAUCAUUUGUGAUUUAGGCAACAUAAAUUGAAUGGUGGUUACUGCAAUAUAUUACAUUAUUCUUGGGUAUUUAAGUGAAGUUUAUUUAUAAACAAAUUUUGAGAGAAUCACAUGCUUAUGAUUGACCACAGCUAGUCCCGCAUUAGCUAAUACAUGAUUCACCAAUCAAUCGAUUCAUAACUCACUAUAAAUAACCAGUUUCUUACCUCAAUUAUCUUCGUCUUGAAGAAUCCCCCCUUCCACCCCAACUCCUCUCUUUCCUUGAUAGGACAGCAUGGCAGCCCAGUGGUUAGCACUGUUGCCUCACAGCAAGAAUGUCACUGGUUCAAGUCCUUACAUGGCCAGUCGACGUUUCUGUGUGGAGUUUAUAUGUUCUCCCCGUGCUCGCAUGGGUUUCUCCCGGGUUCCCAAGUUUCCUCCCACCGUGCAAAGACAUGCGACAUAGGUGAAUUGACCUCUGCAUAACAAACCCUAAUUUACCAUUGGCCAUAAAUAAGCAGGAGAGUUCUCAAGACCUAUAUGACCUCAAAUUUAAAUAAUUCUUGACAAAAUGGACAUAUACAGAUAAGAGCAGUGCAUUGUGACCAUGCCCAAAAGACAGUGAAACAUGCAGAUUUAUGUUUUUGUGUGUUUUAAACAUUGAGAUUGUAACUAGCUGACAGUUGACAGGGAAAUUUACCAUUAGCCAUAAAUACGUUAGAGAGUUCUCAAGACCUAUAUGACCUCAACGUCCCCUCUCUACUGCAAAUGGGAGGGAGCCCCGGGCUCGAGGAUCUUAUGAGCUGAGGGCCCUCUCCCGGGACAGCAUGCCAAACACGCUUUAUAAUCAAUCAUCAGCUAAGUGUGAACUCUUGAAAGGACAAAAAAAAAAUCCAGAUUUGUCUUUGUUUAAUAUACACACCACCAGCCCAUGCUUUAAAAGAGAACAUCCUCCAAAAUGGAGCAUGACCAUCUCAGAUUAUUAAACGCCAUUUUUCUUCAUAUAAGCAAAAGAAAGAGAAUGAAAGCGUAUGUUUCUUAAUGUUUAUUGAAGUGUUGAAGGAUUGAAACUAAGAACUGAUUUAUUUAUUUACUUUUUAAAUACAGAUCUUCAUUGUUCAGUAAGCAUAUCUACAGUUCUCAAACUUUUUUAUGAGGAAAAUUAUUUGUUUAUCAAACAGCUUUUUACUACAACAACAGGUUCACAAUACUGUAUUUUACACUUAAAUGUGUGCAACGUUGAAUAAUUUGCAAUAGUUCUUUGUAUUUUAGUUUAGAUUUCUACAAAGCUCCUCCCUUUCAAUAUAAAGUACUGUCUUUCUACAGUAACGGCAGCCUUUGAGUAACAGUAUUUUCUAUAUAAAACAAUAAUAUAUGAUAACAUAAACACUUUUCCAGGGUUCCAUCCAGUAUAUCUCUCAGACAUAACUAUGGCGUUUAUUUAAUCAUUACUGUAUUUGGUGAUGAACUGAAAGUAUGGAGCAACACAACCUUUUUAAUGACUGGUGUCGAAUUGUUUUAUGAUGUGCUGAUCUAUGUUAGGAUUGUUAUAGCAUUGUACUCAUGAGACUUCUGAACGGACAGACACUUCUGUUGUGAAUUUGAAUGUCCCAUGUUUAUUACUUCUGUCCUUAUGUACGAGACAGUAUUAAAUCCAGCUCCCUUUGCACAGUGGGAGGAUAAACCGAUGCUGAAAACAAACGUCGUGUUAGUUUCCUGUGACUUAGAUUGGGUCUGGCUUGUAAGGGUGUCUGUUCAACUGUUUAUAUUUUUUUUAUGAAUGAUUGACAGGAACAAGAAAUAAACCAAAAUAAGCAUUCACAAUG
Danio aesculapii is the source of this 5141-nucleotide messenger RNA. RefSeq names its product DnaJ heat shock protein family (Hsp40) member B5 (gene dnajb5). The transcript has 4 exons. NCBI's taxonomy places the organism in Eukaryota, Metazoa, Chordata, Actinopteri, Cypriniformes, Danionidae. The record is from RefSeq and is a predicted model, not a curated record. Gene Ontology annotation, cellular component: cytosol. The coding region runs from base 232 to 1314 and encodes 360 amino acids. Gene Ontology annotation, biological process: negative regulation of transcription by RNA polymerase II. Gene Ontology annotation, molecular function: protein-folding chaperone binding.